GUGAAAUUCUCAUUUUUUAUUAUUAUGAGUUGUGCCUUCUCAAAAUUUAAAUAUAGCGCGUUAGGCGUAAGGCUAUAUUCCAACAAAGUUUUAGGUUUAUUUUCAACCACGCAUAAGCGAAAUUAUGCAGUUUCCACUGAAGAGCCUUUGAAAAAGACACCUUUGUACGACUUUCACGUUGAAAAUGGCGGGAAAAUGGUUCCUUUUGCUGGUUGGUCUAUGCCAGUUCAAUAUUCAAGCUUAGGAGUGCUAGCGUCGCAUCUGCACACUCGUGAGAACGCUUCAUUAUUCGAUGUAUCACAUAUGCUCCAGAUGAGACUUACUGGAAGAGAUCGUGUGUCUUUUCUUGAAAAGUUAGUCGUGGCUGAUCUAGAAGAAUUACCAGUUGAUAAUUCUAUUUUAUCAGUUUUCACUAACGAAAAUGGAGGCAUUAUUGAUGAUACUGUUAUAUGCAAACAUAAUGAUCACAUUCAUAUAGUCUCUAAUGCCGCUUGUGCUGAUAAAGAUACUACUCAUAUUCGUAAAGAAAUAAACAAAUUUCAGCAACGAGGUGGCGAUGUUAAUUUAAAAAUUAUUGAUGAUCAUGCUUUGUUGGCUCUGCAAGGUCCCAAAGCUGCAUCAGUUCUUCAAGAGUUAUGCGAUAAAGACUUGAGUGAUUUUAUGUUUAUGACGGCACGCCAUCUGAACAUAAAAGGCUUUGAUUGUCAUGUGACGCGUUCAGGAUAUACUGGGGAAGAUGGGUUUGAGAUUGGCGUUCCGUCACCAGCUUCUGUACAUUUAGCAAACCUUCUUUUAAAAUAUCCCAGUGUUCAACUAGCUGGGUUAGGUGCUCGCGAUAGUUUGCGAUUAGAAGCUGGAUUAUGUUUGUAUGGUCAUGAUCUUGAUGAAACAACGACACCGGUAGAAGCCGGUUUAACGUGGACAAUUGGCAAACGAAGAAGAAAAGAAAGUGAUUUUUUAGGAGCUGAACAUGUAAUACCUCAAAUAAAAGGAGGAGUAAUGCGUCGACGAAUUGGUUUUAUUGUUGAAGGUGCACCGGCAAGAGAAAAUGCUGAAAUUUACAAUAACAAAGACGAGUUAAUUGGCAAAGUAACAAGUGGGGGACCAUCUCCUUCAUUGCAAAAAAAUAUUGCGAUGGGUUAUGUUAAAUCAGGAUAUCACAAACUCUCAACUGAACUUCAGGUUAAAGUUAGAAAUCGCAUGCAAAAGGCUCAAGUUGUUAAAAUGCCGUUUGUUCCUACAAGGUAUUAUAAAUAAAUAUUUAAAUAGAUGGAAUAAGAAAAUAUUCUUUUGUUUCAACAUAAUUUUUACUUUGAUAAUAAUAGUAUAAUUUGGCUAAAAGCAAUUUGGUAAUUACAAGUAUAAAUACAAAUAAAUUGAUUUAUUGAAGAUGCUCCACUGCAAAAACAUUAUUUGUUAAGCAUCUCGUCCA
Molecule: messenger RNA, 1432 nt
Organism: Rhizophagus irregularis DAOM 181602=DAOM 197198
Lineage: Eukaryota; Fungi; Glomeromycota; Glomeromycetes; Glomerales; Glomeraceae
Biological process (GO): glycine catabolic process
Cellular component (GO): mitochondrion
Molecular function (GO): protein binding; aminomethyltransferase activity
Source: RefSeq, a predicted model, not a curated record